This is a messenger RNA of Adineta ricciae, 2730 nucleotides long. The record is from the annotation of a GenBank genome assembly. NCBI's taxonomy places the organism in Eukaryota, Metazoa, Rotifera, Eurotatoria, Adinetida, Adinetidae.
AUGAGUUCUGACGAGAUCCUCGGCACAGACGAGGCCGAUGAUACUGCGCUAUUGUCUCCUACUCCUACAACGACACUCGAAUACAGUCGAACAGUAUCACAAGAUCUAAGAUAUUUGGACGAUGGUUUAACGCACGCCAUCGAUCAAUUGACAACAUUCAAUAGUGAAACCAUGUCCGAUCUUUCGCUAAAAUACGAAUUAAUGCGUAACAAUGAAAGUCGUGUUAUUGGCUUUUUCGCUCGUCAGUUAAUGGUAUUGCAAAGACAAAAAUUGAAUGGUCAAAAUGGUGGAUUUCACAGCGAAUACUCCAAACUAGACCGUUUCCUCUCUGUUUUAAAUAUGAAUAGAAAAUCUAUUGAAUACAUCGCACAACGAAUUACAUUUGAUGAUUUACUGAAUAGCAAAGUAACAGUACGAGAACAGAUUCUAUAUGAUGCCGGCACAAUCGAACCUGAACGAACAGAUUUUCGUAAUGCUCUCAAUGCAUUGAAAGAUUGCAUUGAUUAUUUUUCUCACGGUGGUACAAAUGAUAAUGGACGUUUUUACUGGCAUAAAGAAAUGCCAGCGACGCCAUCAGUUCGCCAACAUCGUCUGUCAGAUACUGCUCUUCCAACUCCACCAAUAACUGAACCAAUAAGAUCAACAUCUGUGUCUUCCUCGAUCUCAACAGAAUUCACGAAUCCAAAUCAAUCACACCAUCAUAAUCAAGUACCGAUACCAUCGUCGCCUCAAACUCGACGAAACAACGUCUCGCAUACGCCGCCACCAUCACGUUUGAAUCAUUUAUGUGUUAAUGGAAAGGGAAGAUGUGAACAUCCGAAUUUACAACUACCUACUGAUGAUAAUUCAUCUCGUCGAAGUUCAUACGGGUCAGAUUCGGAGAGUCGUCUAGCGUCUGAAUUUGAGCACAGUCUUGAGAAUGAAAUAAUCAAUCAAGCGGAUCCAUUGGCUGCGCGUUCAGCAACACCCAAAUCGCCGACAAUUCGUUCACCUACGAUGUCAGGUUCGCCCUUUGGAUCAGCGCAAAAUAGUGAUGCAGAAAACGAUACUCGAAUACCAGAUGCCUCUAUCAAUAAUACACCUCUAUCAUUUCUGGGACAUCGGAUGGCGCACAAAAUUCAGCACAAGUGGAGUAAUCUCAUAAAAUUAUCGACGUGUAAUGUAUGCGCGAAAAAGAUGUUCUUUCUCGGUAUCAAGUGCAAUCUUUGCAAGAAACAGGUGUUUCGAGGAAAAGCAUGUCUUCAUUGCAAAUACAAAUGUCACAAGGAAUGCGUGCCAAAUGCUCCACCUAACUGUGGUCUUAGUGAAGUGAAGUUGAGACGAGUUAUUGACAAUACUGAUAUUCAAACUGCACUUGCUAAUUCCAGCCCACUAUCACGAAAAUAUCCUUCUCCACCAUGGGAUAAUGCAAGCCCAUCACCAUCGGCUUCCGCAUCGGUACCAGGUUCUCCAGCUAUGCACAAUCAAAUGCCUGGAUACCAUUUUACUCCAUCCAUUACUGUUCGUGAAUCGAUUUAUUCUACUCAAAAUGAUCCGGAUAGUUGGGUCGUUAUAGAAACUACUCCUAAAUCUACACCAGAAAUUCCGGAAUCUCAAUCUGAUAGUGAUACUAAUUCAACAAUUCAAACGGAAACAGGAACAAAUCUCAUUGAUUCAAGCGCGACAACUACAUCAAGCAAACUUGUACGACAACCAUCUCAGAGUGAACCAUUAACACAUCCUCGACGUGAAGAUCUUGCUAAAUCAAAACUAUUCGAUAUCAAUUCGUUCGAUGACGAUGAAGUCGAUCAAGAAAAACGAAAUGCUAAUCUGGCAACUUCUAUACAAGAUUGGGUAAUUGUUUUUAAUAACAUAAAAAUAAUCGAAGAAUUGCCACGUUCAUCUGGAACAUUGAUGAAAGCUCACUGGCACGGCGAAAUAGCAGUUCGAAUGAUUAAACCCAGUUCUAAAACUAAUCAAGUCGAUUUUCUCAAUCAAUUCAAAAAUCAAGUAUUUCGUUUACGAAAAGUUCGACAUGAACACUUAAAUUUAUACACUGGUGUUUGCAUUGAAAGUCCAAAUCUCGCUAUCGUGUCAAAUUGGAUUCGUGGUCCGAACCUAUUCGAAAUGAUUCACAUUCGCAAUGAUUCAAUCCCAUUAAAUGUUGCUGUUCAGUAUGCUGCCCAAAUCGCUCAAGCAAUGAGCUAUCUACAUGAAAAGUCUAUUAACCACAUGUCUCUCCGAACAACCAAUAUUUUUGUACAAAACACUCGGAUUAUUCUAACUGAUUAUGGUCUCGUCCCACUAAGUAAAUGCUAUCGGUUUAAUGAUCAACCAGCGAUCAUCGCGCCACGUGGAUGGUUAAGUUACUUAGCGCCUGAAAUCAUCCGAAAACUGGAUCCACGUGAUGAACAGUCGUUCUUGCAAUUCACACCACAAACCGAUGUUUAUGCAUUCGGCACUGUUUGGUAUGAACUUCUAUUUCGGGAAUUUCCAUAUGCUAAACAACCAGCGGAAUAUAUUAUUUGGCGAGCAGGAAAUUCACUCAAACAGCCAUUAAGUAGCGUACAUAUCAGUAAAUACGCUAAAGAUAUCAUUAAUCAAUGUUGGUCAUUUGUUCCUGAUGAUCGACCUGAUUUCGCAAUGUUAUGUAAAUCAUUGAGUAAAAUGCCGGGCAAACGACCAUUAGUGCGAUCGCCCUCAACACCUCUUCAGUACAAUACUCGACCUCACGUAGAAGCACAAUUUUAA